CACUGGUGCCGCAAGCAGCCUCAUCUGGUGACCAAUGAGGCCGCGGUGCCAGCCGCCAUCACUGGGCAGCAGCAAUGCCUACCUCGUGGACGUCAAGGUCGGCGGGAAGUUUGCCGACGACCGGAUCUACAACCACAACCUGGACAUCCUGCAGCGCGUGGCGCGCGGAAACUGCGUACUGAAGCUGAGCGGACUGGGCGCGCCGCGCCACCUCUGCCUCGUGCACGCGCUCAGGAAGUUCACCGGUAGUGUAGGCGACGAGGACGACACGGCGGACGUCGGCGACGACGCCACCUGGCGGCGCUAUUUCCUGCGGCCUCCCGGCGCCGCCGCGCGCCUCGUAGUGACGCAUAAGGUAGACGGCGACGCGGCGCACCUGAGCGCGCGCUGGCUGGACGGCGGCUUCCUCGUGUGCGUCGGGUCCAAGAACGUGCACCUGGUGCUGCGCCGCGAAGCGGACAUCGAGCUGUACCGCGCCAACGGUUACCAGGUGGCGAAGCAGGCGGCGGCGGCGGCGUGGCGCCAACUGGCAGCGUUGGGGCCGGAGCGUCGCCGCCAGCUGCUCAGCUUCCUCCACCACACGCGCUUCACAGCCGUCUGCGAGCUGCUGCAGCCGGAGCACCAGCACGUGGAGGACUUCUCACACCUGACGCGUGGCGAGCUGCGCUUCAUCGCCUGGGCACCGCCGCUGGAGUCGGCCGGCGAGGCGGCCGCCUCGCUGUGCGGCUGCUCGCCGGAGCUCGGAUUCCGCCUCGCUGACGUGUUCGGCUUGACGACCGUCACGUACUCGGUGGUGACGGGCGACGUCGAAGAGCAGCUGCCGGAUGUCGUGCUGGAAGUCAGGAAGGCGUACGGCUUCGAGGGCAAGGUCUUGUACUUCGUCGACAGCGAUGACAAUGUGAUAGGCAUGCUGAAGAAGAAGACGGUGUGGUACGUCAUGCUCCGUUCUUCGAGCGUCGCCCUGGGCAAGCACUCCAUCAACGACCUCAGGUCGAAGAUAUCGGCGAGGCUCCGAAGCAUUCAGGCUAGUAUGUGCCUUACAGAUGAGUUCAUUGAGAAAUGGAUUGACCUCAGCGUGGCCUUUGCCAUCUGGCGUAUGGACCUCGGCCGCGAAGUGAAGGGAGUCGCGCUUCCGCAGCUGUGGGCCAGGUUCCUACGCCAGAGCGGUUGCACCGAUCGCUUCCCGGUGGGCAUUGGGCGGUAGUUGCUGAACAGUUCGCACCUAUCUGUAUGCGCCCCAGUUCGGUGGAGGUGCUGUUUGGUGCCAGCUUUGGUAUGCUCGUUAGUAUGCAGCAGCUUUUAGUAAAGGUUAUCACUUGGUGGGUUUCCUUAACGCGGUGUCCAUCUUUUACACUCGUACUUUGCUCGCCUGGUCUGACGGGUGACGUGAUGUUGAUUUCCGGUUAUGUGUUAGUCGCGCAGUAUUAAGUUUUUAGAUUCGCACUUUCGUCAUCUCGCGGAACGAGGUCUGUGAUGCCGAUUCCUUCACACUGUUGGCUGCACUUUAAGCGUGCGGAGAAAUAGGCUUUGUAGUACCAGUCCCACGUUCCAAACAGGUUUAUGCAGCAAUGCGAAGAACGAGACAAAUGUCAUCUUUGCGCGAGACGACAGGUUCUCGACUUCAGCAGAAGAAGCCGGCCGGAUGUCCGGUGAACAGUGGGUGCACGCGCUUGUCCUAUGUAUCUGAUGAGGCUGAAUGCCUCCGCUGCAUAGUAUUUUAGUCCAUGGUGGUGUUCAGUGCGCAAUGCGCAAUGCAGACAUAUUUACAUGGGCCGCGGUGACUUGUGGCUGUCGCUAAUGACCAUUCGCGUGAUUUAUGGGCUGUGGCUUGCCGUUCCCACGUGACUUAUGCAUCGCUUAUGUGAUACCGUGUGCAUCGCCUAUGUGAUACCGUACGCAUCGCUUAUGUGAUACCGGACUGACCAAGCAAAUACACUUCACUG
Pollicipes pollicipes is the source of this 1943-nucleotide messenger RNA. RefSeq lists its product as uncharacterized. The transcript has a single exon. The coding region runs from base 35 to 1204 and encodes 389 amino acids. Lineage: Eukaryota; Metazoa; Arthropoda; Thecostraca; Pollicipedomorpha; Pollicipedidae. The record is from RefSeq and is a predicted model, not a curated record.